GUGCGUUUGUCGUGUGAAGACAUGAGAGCUCUAAUUACCCGUUUCCAAGCACAUUUUGAUGGAUGGAAUGAAGUGUAAUCAAGCAUAAGAUAAGUUGCAUCUUUAUACAACAUUAUACAAACAUUACAUUUAUACAACAUUAUACAAACAUUACAUUCUUCGUAAAUGUACGAAGAAUACGAUACCAAUGACUUUCUGCUUUAAGCCAAGUUUUUGCAGUAGUUUUAUUGCCGAAAAUGGAAAAUUGACCAUGAAAUAUUUGAGUAGUUUUUUUUUCAGUAACCGAGUUCGGAUCUGUUCGGAUAAUGAUGAAAAUUAUAAGAUAAUUACCAAGGUAGAGAAACAAUUCUCAGAGCAAUUUAUGAUUUUUGAUGACUUUGUCAGUGAAAAUGAAGAACAGUUGCUUUAUGAAGAAGCAAGACCAAUUUUGGAGACGAAACAUUAUCAGAAGGAGCACUGGGACGAUGCUAUUCAUGGAUAUAGAGAAUCGGAAAAGCAAAAUUGGACUGAAGAUUCCAUGAUGGUUUUCAAGAGAAUGAAAGAAGUUGCAUUUGAUUCUGACCAAGUUCUCCUACCAUAUGUGCAUAUUCUCGAUCUGGAUUCUAAAGGAUUUAUCAAGCCACACAUUGACAGCGUCAAGUUUUGUGGUUCAACUAUUGCCGGUCUGAGCCUUCUGUCGCCUUCAAUAAUGCGGUUUUGUCAUGAGGACGCGAAACAUAUCAACGUUGAUGCUUUGUUGCCUCGAAGAUCACUUUAUAUCUGUAGGAAACUUAUUCGUUAUGAAUAUACCCAUGAGAUAUUACCUCCCGAGCAGUCAAUAUGGGAUGGAAGUUUGAUCGAGCGGUCACGAAGGAUUUCGUUGAUUUUGCGCUGUGAACCGCAGACGACUAUCUGAUAUUCAUUGGAAUAAGCAAAGUUAUAGAAAGACGCAGGAAAGCUUGGGAAAACGAGAAAUUGCGUGGCAAGCACGAGUAAACGUGCAGGAAGUGCGAGUGUUUCCGAGCGAUUUCGAGUGUUUCUUUAUAGAAAUAAGUGAGCAUGUUAUCUUUUUUUCUUUGUAGAAUAGCCUUUUAGGAACAACAUUAAAAGGAUAAAUUUAUCGAUUUCAACAACAUGUUUUUUACAUUUUUACCACUAAAAUUUCGCACCAUAACCACGCUACCUGCAAGAUUUUUGCGAGACUGAAGUGAUGACUAAAAGUCAUCGCAUUGUGUGUAGACGAUAUGCUUGGGUGUGUCGAUACGCACAUAAACCAAUCACAACGUUACGACAAGUACUAACGAACAUCAAGGACAAAGAGCAACCCAACGAACGACAAGGUGCAGUUUCCAAAAUAACUGCUCCCCCCGUCACGCCUCCUAUAUUGAUGGGACUGGCAGGAACUUAAACAUAAGACUUACUGAACAAAACGAGCUAGAAGGAAACAAGACAAAACUAAUCACAUUGCCAAACAUCACUGACUGACUAAACACAACAUUGACUGGGACACGACAAAAUGCAUUACUGAGAGCAUUGACUUCAGACAACCGUUUGUGUUAGAAAGUUGGUGUACUGACUUAGAACAAAACCAACGAACCUUAUGUUUACUUGACUCCAAAGAUGAUUACCGCCAAAGUUCUCGAAACGUCCGUCUACAUCAACACCAACAGUCUUUCUUAGGAGUUAACUAAUCUUGACGAACUACUUCUAUGAACGUGUAAUUAUAGAUUGCAAUUUUAGAUUGUGGAGAAUUUUGU
Messenger RNA from Xenia sp. Carnegie-2017, 1736 nucleotides. Its product is annotated as alpha-ketoglutarate-dependent dioxygenase alkB homolog 7, mitochondrial-like. Gene Ontology annotation, cellular component: mitochondrial matrix. NCBI's taxonomy places the organism in Eukaryota, Metazoa, Cnidaria, Anthozoa, Malacalcyonacea, Xeniidae. The transcript is spliced from 6 exons. The coding region runs from base 188 to 895 and encodes 235 amino acids. Gene Ontology annotation, biological process: DNA damage response; fatty acid metabolic process. The record is from RefSeq and is a predicted model, not a curated record.